This is a messenger RNA of Linum tenue, 1516 nucleotides long. The record is from the annotation of a GenBank genome assembly. Lineage: Eukaryota; Viridiplantae; Streptophyta; Magnoliopsida; Malpighiales; Linaceae.
CAAACCUGCCCGCCGAAUCCUCCAUCCCAGUGGGCUCUUGAGGUCGGUCGGUCAGCAUUCAGCAAUGGCGACCUACCCACCAUUUCCUUCCCCACCCUAGGGAAGCUUCUAUUAGCCGAAUCUUCUGCCCACUUUCUCCAUCUUCCAGAAGUAACACAAAUGUCUUUAAAAGAAAGUACCACCAUGCGAUUAAGAAUACUCUUUUUCUUUUUCCUUCAUCAAAUCACAGAAGAAGUUUUAGCCAGUUUUUGGGCAUAAGCUCAUCCUCUUCAGCCUCCCUCUCCUCUGCUCUUCAAGCGAAAGCAAAAAAGAAAGUCCCACAAAAAAUGGCUUCCACCAGCACCAAAAGCAGGAUCCUGUUCAUCGGAGGGACUGGUUACAUCGGCAAGUUCAUCGUCGAAGCCAGCGCCAAAUCCGGCCACCCAACUUACGCUCUGGUCAGGAAAUCGACGCUUACUAGCCCCAGAAGAUCCAGAAUCGUCCACUCCUUCAAGUCCUUGGGCGUCAAUUUCCUCAUUGGCGAUUUGCACGACCAUGGAAGCUUGGUGAACGCAAUGAAGCAAGUCGACGUGGUGAUUUCCACUGUUGGCCAUGGCAUGUUGACCGAUCAGGUCAAGAUCAUCGCCGCCAUUAAAGAAGCUGGAAAUGUCAAGAUGCUCGAUUUCCCUUUUCUCCUCUUCCAGAGAUUCUUCCCAUCAGAGUUUGGAAACGAUGUGGAUCGCGUCGAAGCAGUUGAGCCUGCGAAAUCAGCUUAUGACGUAAAAGUCAGAAUGCGGCGAGCUGUUGAGGCCGCAGGGAUUCCGUUCACCUAUGUCUCCUGUAACAGCUUCGCCGGCUAUUUCCUUAGCAAUUUGGCUCAGCCCUCCGGCGACGUGCCUCCCAGAGACAGAGUUAUCAUCUUAGGAGAUGGCAAUGCUAAAGCAAUUUACAACAGGGAAGAUGACAUUGGAACUUAUACGAUUAGGGCGGUGGACGAUCCGAGGACGUUGAACAAGCUUGUGUACAUAAGGCCUCCUAAGAACAUCUAUUCGUUCAAUGAUCUGGUAGGUUUGUGGGAGAGGAAGAUUGGGAAGACCCUGGAGAGGGUUUACAUUCCUGAAGAACAGGUUCUGAAGCUCACCAGAGGAGAUGUGAUGAUGGCGCUUAAUCACUCGAUUCUGGUGAAGGGAUGUCAGACCAGCUUUGAGAUUGAGGAAUCGUUUGGGGUUGAGGCGUCGGAGCUUUACCCAGAUGUCAAGUACACAACUGUUGAUGAGUACCUUGACCAGUUUGUCUAGUUUUGUUGCUAUACGAUUAUUGCUUCCCUUCAUUUCCAUACUAGCUCAUUUGCAGUUGUAAUCCCGUGAUGUCUUCUGUUGAACUGUUUUUCUCCUCUGCACUUCUUGUGUAUGGCGAGAAGGUUAAUACCACAAAUCAACUCUUUUUUACUCUUUUCCUUGUGGUGAUUUCGAAUUCAAGCAUUGCUCACAAAAACAGGUUUCAAAACAGGCGUCAGUUUGGGUGAGAUUGUUGUAAU